Callithrix jacchus (white-tufted-ear marmoset) is the source of this 4414-nucleotide messenger RNA. It is a transcript of the gene MBTPS2, whose product is annotated as membrane bound transcription factor peptidase, site 2. The record is from RefSeq and is a predicted model, not a curated record. NCBI's taxonomy places the organism in Eukaryota, Metazoa, Chordata, Mammalia, Primates, Cebidae. Gene Ontology annotation, cellular component: membrane; cytoplasm. Gene Ontology annotation, biological process: regulation of response to endoplasmic reticulum stress; membrane protein intracellular domain proteolysis. Gene Ontology annotation, molecular function: protein binding; metalloendopeptidase activity.
UUUGCAGUGCAGGGAGGACGCCGGGGCUUGCCUUCUCUCCUCUGCCGCCGCCGCCGCCGCCAUGAUUCCGGUGUCGCUGGUGGUGGUGGUGGUGGGUGGCUGGACUGUUGUCUACCUGACCGACUUGGUGCUGAAGUCAUCUGUCUAUUUUAAACAUUCUUACGAAGACUGGCUGGAAAACAAUGGAUUGAGCAUCUCCCCUUUCCACAUAAGAUGGCAAACUGCUGUUUUCAAUCGUGCCUUUUACAGUUGGGGACGGCGGAAAGCGAGGAUGCUUUACCAAUGGUUCAAUUUUGGAAUGGUGUUUGGUGUAAUUGCCAUGUUUAGCUCAUUUUUUCUCCUUGGAAAAACGCUGAUGCAGACUCUGGCGCAAAUGAUGGCUGACUCUCCCUCUUCUUAUUCUUCCUCCUCUUCUUCAUCCUCUUCCUCUUCGCUUCACAAUGAACAGGUGUUACAAGUUGUGGUUCCUGGUAUAAAUUUACCCGUCAAUCAACUGACUUAUUUCUUCGCUGCAGUUCUCGUCAGUGGUGUUGUACAUGAAAUUGGACAUGGGAUAGCAGCUAUUAGGGAACAAGUUCGAUUUAAUGGCUUUGGGAUUUUUCUCUUCAUUAUUUAUCCUGGAGCAUUUGUUGAUUUGUUCACCACUCAUUUGCAACUUAUAUCGCCAGUCCAGCAGCUAAGGAUAUUUUGUGCAGGUAUCUGGCAUAAUUUUGUCCUUGCACUCUUGGGUAUUUUAGCUCUUGUUCUCCUUCCAGUAAUUCUCUUACCAUUUUACUACACUGGAGUUGGGGUGCUCAUCACUGAAGUUGCUGAGGACUCUCCUGCCAUUGGACCCAGAGGCCUUUUUGUGGGAGACCUUGUCACCCAUCUACAGGAUUGUCCUGUUACUAAUGUGCAAGAUUGGAAUGAAUGUUUAGAUACCAUCGCCUAUGAGCCCCAAAUUGGUUACUGUAUAAGUGCAUCAACUUUACAGCAGUUAAGUUUCCCAGUUAGAGCAUACAAACGGCUAGAUGGUUCAACCGAAUGCUGUAACAAUCACAGCCUCACAGAUGUGUGCUUCUCCUACAGAAAUAAUUUUAAUAAGCGUUUGCAUACAUGUCUUCCUGCCCGGAAAGCAGUUGAAGCGACCCAAGUUUGUAGAACCAACAAAGACUGUGAAAAAAGCUCAAGUUCAAAUUUCUGUAUAAUACCUUCUUUGGAAACUCACACCCGCUUAAUAAAAGUAAAACACCCACCUCAAAUUGAUAUGUUAUAUGUAGGACAUCCUCUGCAUCUUCACUACACAGUGAGCAUCACUAGUUUUAUCCCACGUUUCAACUUUCUAAGCAUAGAUCUGCCAGUGGUUGUGGAGACAUUUGUCAAGUACCUGAUUUCCCUCUCAGGAGCUCUGGCUAUUGUUAAUGCAGUACCCUGCUUUGCUUUGGAUGGACAAUGGAUUUUAAACUCUUUCCUGGAUGCCACCCUUACCUCAAUGAUUGGAGACAAUGAUGUCAAAGAUCUAAUAGGGUUUUUCAUCUUGCUGGGUGGCAGUGUACUUUUGGCUGCCAAUGUGACCCUGGGACUCUGGAUGGUUACAGCACGGUAAUGUUUGCACUCAUAUGGCAGAAUCCCUGAGUUACAGUAUAUAGUAUGUGGUAAUGUCCAUUGCCAUUGAAAUUCUUGGCAUGAAAUAUAAAGUGUUUCCUUAAAAUUACAUCUUUGCCAACAACCCUGAGCUCCUCCCAUAUCCAGAGUACUCAAACUCUGCGGUGGAAGAUAAGCAGAAGAAAUGAAAGGCAUAGUCCCUGACUACAUUCUAAUUUAGAGACUGAAUGUACCCAGUUGCUUGUGGAAUAAUAUCUGAACAGGUGCAAAUUCAUGCAAUACCAUUUUGUGUGAUUAUGUAUUGUGUUGAAAUAGUAUAAAGGAGAAUAGAACUGGGUGGAAUUAAUAGGGAAACACUUCUUACAAAAGCAUCAUUAAUCAAAAUUUGAAGGAAAUUAGACUUUGGCCAAGUGGAAGGAUGACCAUUUUCUUGGCCUCAAUAUCUUGUCCUUUGUCUUGUUUGAAAAGUAUUUUAAAAUUUAAUGGUGUAUUAUUUUGUUCUCUGAAAACUGAGGUCUGAUUAUAAUUAGUAAAAUUCUAUAGAAGAAUCUGCUGAUGUGAAAGGGAAAAAUCUUUGUUAAAUGAUACCAAAUAAAUGAACAAAAUAGGAAGUAGGACCUAUGAUAUCAUGAGACAUGUUUUGCCCCACAAGAAUUGCAUCUUUGAUAAGGUGUCUCUGCCCCCUCACAAAGCAUACUAGCUUUGACAUCCACAGUGAGCUGCAGGAAGUGUCUCACACCAGCAGCAUGUGAGCUGAGGGAGGCAGUUAGGGUUGAACCUCAGAACUAGACCAGGUCUCCUGACAGAUCACAAGACACCCCAGAGGCUCUUCAGUAGUCCUGCUUCCCAUUCUCUAUAGAGCUUUGAAGCUUGGACCCCUUCCAGGGUAAACAUUUUCUCUUGUGCUGCUAAGGCCAUUUGGGGCCUAGGUCCUGGGUUCCUGUCUCCAAGAAGCAAUGACCUUAAACUCUGAGCCAUACUCUGUCCUCACCAGCGACUCCCAUGUUUCUCUGUGUCAGGUUAUUAAGUACCUAGUCCUUGCUUUCUGUCUCUCCCCUAAGCUACCUCUCUGGGUCCACAGAAGACUUAGUAGUAUAGUGAGAAUGGCUAUACAUGAGUACAGAUGUGGAUUUGCCAGAGCCUGGCAAAUGUAAGAAGACUUAGUAGUAUAGUGAGAAUGGCUAUAUAUGAGUACAGACGUGGAUUUGCCAGAGCCUGGGAACUGACUCUUGAGCCCAGAGGAGCCACACCUGGUUCGAGGGCUUUUGGAGUGGAGAUGCAGCCCUGGGAAAUUUGGGAAGUCAGCAGGCUAGUGUGAAGCUAUUGGUUUCAGAAGUAUUUGAGCUUGCUGUUUCUUUGAUGAAAAAUACAUGCUUCUCUCAUAUACUCAGAAGUGAUUAAGGGCAAUAACUCAUUAAUAGCCAGGUAUCCAACUUCUUUACUGAGGUAUUCCAUGAGGUUACCUUUUACAGAUCAUUGAGUUAUUCUUUAAGCACUAAAAUUUUUUAAUCAUUUUUAAGAAACUUUUUAGAUUGUAUUACAAAUUUGCCUUCUUAAUAGAAAUUGUAUAUUGAGUAUAAUUUUAACAUUUUAUUAAUGACUUGAGUCAUCAGUUAAUAUCAGUACUAAAGCCAUGUGAAUUAUUGGUUUAUUCCAGAAAAUAUGGCGUUUGUUCUAUUUUUAGGUAGACAGUCGUUUGGGAUCAGAGUAUAUUAGCAUAGUAAUGCUCAGACCUGUUCAAGUAGUAGAGCUUGGAGAAUGCCAGGAAAUACUUAUAUAACUAAUUUAAUUGCAUGUACUAAGCAGUUUACUAAUGAAAAGGUUGUAUAUGUGCAAGUCUGUUUUUUUUAAAUGGUGAAAAAAUUUUAAUAGAAGAAAUCUUAUUCAUUAAUUUAUUUUUCUGAGUAGAAAAACAAAACCCAAAUAUCAUUUUAUUUCAGCUGUUAAACACUUUGGUCUGUUGAUCCGUAGGAUCAGGGUUUGGGAACCACUUUACUAGGAAAGAGCAGAUCAGUCAGUACCAUUUGUAUAAAACUGGCCUCAUUAAGAAAGAAAAUGUUAUGUGUUGUCUUGUUUAGCUUAGUUGUGGGUACUUCUACAACAAGGACCAUAUCAUAUUCAUCUUUGCAUCCCUGGCACAGUGCAUGAGAUAUAAGUACUUAAUAAAUGCAGUUGAGUGAAUAAUGAUUAGUGUUAUUUAUGGAUUAGAAAAAGCAUGUUUCUAUUUAAGUAAGCUGUAAAAAGUAUUAUCGAAUAUUUACUGUAAAUAUAUGUUAACAUAAAAAAACUUUGAAGGCCUUUGUGUCCCUGGCAGAAUAUCAUCUUUAUGGAAAGAAUGUACUUUGGUUUCUGUGGAGUGAUUGGAAAAAUGAGUUAUUUUGAGGAUUGAAGAAAGUGUUCUUUCUGUGUUGUAACUUUGUUCAACAGUAAAACUUUAUUCUCAGUGUUCCUACUCUGCAUUGUUUACAUUUUUGAGAGUUUUUUUAAAAUCACCUACAAUCUGUAAAGAAUGUAUAUAUUCUUUUCAGCAUCUCAGUUUGAAAAGACAUGCAGUUAAACUUGACCUUUUGAUAAUCGCUCUUACAGGUCAUUGUCUUUUCUAACAGCAAAUUAUAAACAUGUGCUUCAUAGAUAUUGUGGCUCUCAGUCAUCAUUUUGUCCUAUGGUAUUUAUUGAAUGUUCACAUACUAAUGGUGCACAGGUAUUUUUUUCUACAAAUCUUCUGACUGUUCUGUAAUUCAUUCUUAAACUUUAACUUGAAGAUAUCGUAAUAUCCAGCGUUGGAUGUUUAGCAAUAAAAGAAUAAAUGUGUACUAGCAUUUUAUGUUUA